Molecule: messenger RNA, 4737 nt
Organism: Cololabis saira (Pacific saury)
Lineage: Eukaryota; Metazoa; Chordata; Actinopteri; Beloniformes; Belonidae
Product: NACHT, LRR and PYD domains-containing protein 12-like
Exons: 13
Coding region: 714-3833 (1039 amino acids)
Molecular function (GO): protein binding
Source: RefSeq, a predicted model, not a curated record
AUUGAGAAUUGAUUUUUCUUAAAAUACUUGUGGUGUGUUUACUUACUUACCUUAAGAGAGAGGUGUGUUUAUUUCUGAGAUAUAGAUACCUUAGGGGUGUAAAAUCUUUAUUAAAAACUGGAGUUUAAAUUGAAUUCACAGUUAAGUUUAAGUCUGUUCAUGUGUGUAAUUUGGAAAAAGAGAGAUUCAAAACUAACAUUAAAACUGAGUUAAUCAGGGUUAAAUAUAGUCGAUAUAAGAACCCAAAAGCCCUGCCCUUAUUGUUAAGAUUACUAAGGGGAGCGCUACAUUAAUUUAAAUGAUUUAAAUGAUUAAAUGAUUUAAAACCACAAACGUGAAACUUUGAUGCAGGUUGAAGCUUCACUCGUGGAUUCUGCAGGACAUUUACACAAAUGUGACAGAAACCAGUGUUUUGGUCGGAACCGUCUGAACUCCAUGUUAUAAAAACGUGUCUGGACUGAACUUUGCCCUCUGACAGUAAAAGUGUUAAACUUUAACUCUUCUAAAUUGCUUCUGAUUUCAGCAGAUGAAGCUGCGACGCAGUUGGAGCAGCUGAGGUCGGUACUGCAGUCAGAGACCAGAGUCUCCAGGAUCCAUCUGUCUGUCUAUGAAGAGUGACCGGUCUAAAGAGCAUCCUAUAGUCUUCAGUAAAGAACCUGGAACUUCAGACACAAGAUUCAAAGAUGGUGGGUGUUUGUGGUUCAUGUCUCUGAAUGACUGAAGUCCAGAAGAUGGAUGAUUGUGUGGAGGAAGAGGAGGAGAGACCAGAGUCUCCAGGAUCCACCAGUGUCUCUAUGAAGAGUGACCGGUCCAAUGAUGAACCUCCAGACUUCAGUAAAGAACCUGGACCUUCAGACACAAAAGGUCGGUACUGCAGUCAGAGACCAGAGUCUCCAGGAUCCAUCUGUCUGUCUCUGAAGAGUGACCAGUCUAAAGAUGUUCCUAUAGUCUUCAGUAAAGAACCUGGACCUUCAGACACAAGAAGAGGAGUGAAUUCUGCAGCUUCCAGGUGUCGGUCUACGAAGAGUGACGUCUCAAAAGAUCUACCUGACAACUUCAACAAUGAACCUGCUCAGAUGAAACGGAGCUCAGACCAGUCGACUUCACCGGAAUAUCUGGGACAUGGAAAAAGAUCCAGAGCAGGAUUUCCACAAGCAGAUGCUGGUCUCCAGCAGGUCCUAGAUGAACACAAGACCAGUCUGAGGAGCAGAUGUGAACAUGUGACUGAAGGAACUGAAACAGGAAGUAGAACCCUCCUCAACAGGAUCUACACGGAGCUCUUCAUCACAGAGGGACUGAGUGAAGAGGUUGAUACCCAACAUGAGGUGAGGCAGCUGGAGACAGCUCCCAGGAUGAAGAGACACCAUGACGAUCCAAUCAGGUGCCAGGACAUCUUUAAAGCCUUACCUGACCAACGUGGAGCCAUCAGAGUGGUUCUGACCAACGGCGUCGCUGGCGCUGGGAAAACCUUCUCGGUUCAGAAGUUCUCUCUGGACUGGGCCGAGGGCUGGGAGAACCAAGACGUCACCGUGGUGAUUCUGCUCUCGUUCAGGGAGCUGCACCUGAUCGGAGAUGAGCAGCUCAGUCUUCUCAGGCUGAUCCGGGUUUUCCAUCCAUCGUUACAGAAGCUCACAGCAGAGCAGCUGGCUGCCGGGAAACCCUUGUUCAUCUUUGACGGCCUGGAUGAAAGCAGACGUUCCCUGGACUUCAACAACGGUCCGGUCGUGUCUGACGUCACACAGAGCUCAUCGGUCAACGUGCUGCUGACCAACCUCAUCCAGGGGAACCUGCUUCCCUCAGCUCUCAUCUGGAUCACCUCCAGACCUGCAGCAGCCAAUCAGAUCCCUCACAAACACGUGGACAGGGUGACAGAAGUACGAGGCUUCACCGACGGCCAGAAGGAGGAAUACUUCAGGAGGAGGUUCAGGGAUGAAGAGCGGUCCAGCAGCAUCGUCUCCCACAUGAAGACAUCCAGAACCCUCCACAUCAUGUGUCAACUCCCGGUCUUCUGCUGGAUCACUGCUACAGUUCUGGACCACAUGUUGACCACAGAGCAGAGAGGAGAGCUGCCCAAGACCCUGACUGACAUGUUCUCCCACUUCCUGCUUGUCCAGACCAAGAGGAAGAAGAACAAGUACCAGGAGGGACAUGAGACGAGUCCACAGGAGCUGACGGAGGCUGACAGGGACCUUCUCCUGAAGCUGGGGAGGCUGGCGUUUGAACAUCUGGAGAAAGGAAACAUCAUGUUCUACCAAGAAGACCUGGAGCAGUGUGGUCUUGAUGUCCCAGAGGCCUCGGUGUACUCAGGAGUUUGUACCCAGAUCUUCAGGAGAGAGUGUGAGGUCUUCCAGAAACCCGUCUACUGCUUUGUUCAUCUGAGCAUCCAGGAGUUCCUGGCUGCAGUCUACCUGCUCCACUGUUGGUCCACCAGAAACAGAGAUGUGCUGAAGAACUUCCUGGGAGGAAACUACAGACACUCAUCUCUGGAUGACUUCCUGAAGAGAGUCAUGGAGAAAUCCCUGAAGAGUAAAAAUGGCCACCUGGACCUGUUUGUCCGCUUCCUUCAUGGUCUUUCUGUGGAGUCCAACCAGAGACUGUUAGGAGUUCUGCUGAACCAGACGGAGAACGAUCCAGAAACCAUCCAGAGAGUCAUCUACAACCUGAAGGAAAUGAACACUGAUAAAACCUCUCCUGACAGAAGCAUCAACAUGUUCCAGUGUCUGGUGGAGAUGAACGACCUCUCAGUUCAUCAGCAGAUCCAAGAGUUCCUGAAGUCAGAGAACAGAUCAGAGCAGGAACUCUCUGGGAUCCAGUGUUCAGCUCUGGCCUACAUGCUGCAGAUGUCGGAGGAGGUUCUGGAUGAGUUGGACACGAGCAAGUACAAGACAACACCAGGGGGUCGAUGGAGACUGAUUCCAGCUGUGAGGAACUGCAGAAAGGCUCGAUUUGUUGGUUGUGAACUCUCAGAGACUCACUGUGAAGUUAUUGCGUCCGCUCUGAAGUCCAACCCCUCCCAUCUGACACAACUGGACCUGAGUCAGAACCGUGACCUGAAGGAUUCAGGAGUGAAGGUUCUGUCUGGUGGACUGGAGAGUCCAAACUGUAGACUGGAGACUCUGAGGUUGAAGAACUGCGGUCUGUCAGAGAUCAGCUGUUCUUCUCUGGUCUCAGCUCUGAAGUCCAACCCCUCCCAUCUGAAACAUCUGCACCUGAGUGACAACAAGAACCUGCAGGAUUCAGGAGUGAAACAUCUGUGUGGUUUCCUGGAGAGUCCAGACUGCAGACUGGAGACUCUGAGGUUGAAGAACUGCGGUCUGUCAGAGAUCAGCUGUUCUUCUCUGGUCUCAGCUCUGAAGUCCAACCCCUCCCAUCUGAAACUUCUGGACCUGAGUUACAACAAGAACCUGCAGGAUUCAGGAGUGAAACAUCUGUGUGGUUUCCUGGAGAGUCCAGACUGCAGACUGGAGACUCUGAGGUUGGAGGACUGCUGGUUGUCAAAGAUCAGCUGUUCUUCUCUGGUCUCAGCUCUGAAGUCCAACCCCUCCCAUCUGAAACUUCUGGACCUGAGUAACAACGACCUGCAGGAUUCAGGAGUGAAACAUCUGUGUGGAUUUCUGGAGAGUCCAGACUGCAGACUGGAGACUCUGAGGUUGAGCAAGUGCAGUUUGUCAGAGAUCAGCUGUUCUUCUCUGGUCUCAGCUCUGAAGUCCAACCCCUCCCAUCUGAAAUAUCUGGACCUGAGAAAGAACAACCUGCAGGCUCAAGAAGUGGAGCAGCUUUCUUAUCUGGUGGAGAGUCCAGACUACCAGCUGCAGACUCUCAGCUGGAAAUGAUGGGAGUGUCCAGGACGGAUGAGUCGUGUCCUGAUCGUCCUCAGAGUUGAAGCAGAACCAGUUUGUGUGGACAGACUCUGACUGGACCGUGAUGAUGAUGAUGAAGAAGAUGUACAUAGUUUCUGAAUUCCAGAGUUUCACAAACUUUUCAUAUAUUCAUUUAUUUCAUGUUAAGUCAAAAAGUCUUUAUUGUUAUUAUAUUAUUGUUAUAAAACAGUACAUCAAAUUGUAGCCUUCAAUUUGAACUUGAGUUUUUCAAAGCAAGCACUUUGCCUAAAGUCUGGAUGAGUUCUAGUUUGGAGGUUUCUACUACUAAUGUAGUGAUGGAUAAAUGUCUACGCUGCCGCGGCGGAGCUGCUCAGCAAAGCAGCCGUCUCCUCCACCGAGUCACAUGACUCCCCCGGUGUUUUCUUUUUAAUUACAUGUUUCCGUUUCAAUCCAAGUUUUCCUUUUGUUGUCCUCGUGUUUUCAGCUUUGUCACGUUUUUAAAGUUUCUUUCCGCGUCACUGAUGAAGAGAGAGAGUGAAGAGAUCCGUGGAAAUAACAGCGUUUUUUCAUGAAACAUGAAACACAAAUGAACUUGACUUGGUCAAUGAAUGUUCCUCAGUUUGUUCCAGUAAAUAUUGUAAAUGUUUUCUGGAUAUUAGUAUGAUUGUUAACAAUUCAAAGAAAAUCAAAAAUCUUCAGUAAAACUUGGAUCUUUUCUCAGUUUACUGUGGUUAAUAAGUGUUUGUCUGUGAUUAAUCUCAGUACCAGGAGCAGCACCGACCAUCACAAAGCACUUUUUAUUCUCUUGUUCACCAUCAGCACAAAUCUGACUUUUAUUUCAUGAGAGAGAUAAUUUCACACUCUCUUUCUUUUAUUUAUUAUAAUACUGACAUAGAUUACAGUCUCAUUCUAACAC